Cladophialophora psammophila CBS 110553 is the source of this 894-nucleotide messenger RNA. RefSeq lists its product as uncharacterized. Lineage: Eukaryota; Fungi; Ascomycota; Eurotiomycetes; Chaetothyriales; Herpotrichiellaceae. The coding region runs from base 1 to 894 and encodes 297 amino acids. The transcript has 2 exons. The record is from RefSeq and is a predicted model, not a curated record.
AUGGCCAGUUUAAUAUCCCUCGCCUUGCUCGCUUUGAGCCCUUUGUCCGCUCUUUGCUCCUCUCAGCCAAAUUCAGCGAAUGGCAGCGACGACAUGUUUUGGGGAACUUCAAGUUAUUAUGCCCAUGGGCUCGACAAAGCUACUCGAACUGUGUGGCUCGAUGGCUUGCAACGGGAUGGAGCGCGUAUUGUUAGGAUCUGGAUCAACGGCAUAUCUCCUGGAACUUACAAAGGCACAAACAUCACAGUAACCAUUUCCAACCUUGAAGAAACAGUGGGCAUUUUUAACGAUACUGUCCUUGAUGCCAUUGAUGAUCUCUUCAUGGAAGGCCACACUCGCGGUAUCAAAUUUAUCGUAUCCAUCCAUGAUGGCAAUGCAUUUGGCCAAAACGCUUGUGACGCCUAUUGCACCGAAUUUGGGGGAUUUGGCCCUGCCUCUGGAACACCCAUUACUCUUGGAAAUUCGUUCUACACAGAUCCCACGGCAGUGGCCGCCUUCGACAACAGAAUUGCUCACAUCAUGAACUAUCAGUCACCAAACUUUGGAAAGCCCCGGGCACAGCUGACAGAAGCAAUAGCCGCAUUCGAUAUCGAGAACGAACCGAUGAUUCAGGCCAUCACCCAGCUUGACAGUGUGGGCCCAACAUGGUUCUAUGGUCGCGCAAAGCAGGUCAAAAAGUAUAUCGGCUCUGCUCCCAUCGCUGUGUCGACCGGAGGUGCUGGAGGUAGCGGGAAUAUUUACCAAAACUGGAGCUGGAGACCGUGGCUGUUUACCUGUCCCGAGAUCGAUUGGAUCGCUUUACAUGGCUACGAUGGUGACUGGACUCAGUGGGUGCCAAAUGCUACCGCUCUUGCUGCUCAAUACGACAAAAAGCUGUUUGUAGAAGAGUGGUGA